Messenger RNA from Gasterosteus aculeatus aculeatus (three-spined stickleback), 3439 nucleotides. RefSeq names its product protein tyrosine phosphatase non-receptor type 3 (gene ptpn3). Gene Ontology annotation, cellular component: cytoplasmic side of plasma membrane; cytoskeleton; cytoplasm. The record is from RefSeq and is a predicted model, not a curated record. Gene Ontology annotation, biological process: protein dephosphorylation. NCBI's taxonomy places the organism in Eukaryota, Metazoa, Chordata, Actinopteri, Perciformes, Gasterosteidae. Gene Ontology annotation, molecular function: protein tyrosine phosphatase activity; protein binding.
GGGCGCGCGCGGCGAAGGGGCGGGACAGCGCGCGGCCGGGAUGAGAAACUCGUCCCGGAUAUUUUACAAAGUUACCUGACUACACCUGGCUGUGUGUCACCCACGGAUAGUCUGAGGAAUAUGACCCGUCCCUGCUCGACUGAGGUCCCCAUUCAGUGACGAGCCGAGGGCACGGGUGUUUGUCUUGAGAGGGAGGCAGAGUUACCGUGGUAACAGACAUGCCAAAACCGGACCUCCUCUGCCUAGUUCAGCUACUGGACAGCACCAUUGAGACCUUCAGAGUCAGCAAGCAAGAUGAAGGCGUCGUUCUGUUGGACCAAGUAUGCGACCACCUGGGGCUGCAGGAGAGGCAGCUCUUCAGUCUGCAGAUCAGAGAAUCCGGCACAGCCAUCGCCUCAAUCACAGCCAACACACACUCUCCUAGAUGGCUGGAGCCGGAGAAACCCUUGAAGAAGCAGUUAAAAGGUCUUGCACCUCCUUUUUAUAUGAACUUCCGAGUACGAUUCUUCAUGUCUGAUCCCAACUCUCUGCAGCAUGAACAGACAAGGCACCUGUACUUCCUCCAGAUCAGGAGUGACAUUAGAGAAGGACGGUUGCAGUGCCCGCUGAGUGCAGCUGUAGUGUUGGCCUCUUACGCCGUUCAGUCGGAGAUGGGGGAUCACUGCCCAUCUCGCCUCCCCGGUUACCUCGCCAAAUGCUACUUCAUUCCAGAGCAGGAUGAAGACCUACCGUCUAAAGUGGAGGAUCUCCAUCCACAGCACAAGGGUCUGAAGCAGAGCGAGGCGGAGCUGUGUUUCCUCAACACAGCACGGACGCUGGAGCUGUAUGGGGUGGAGCUGCAUGGCGCCACGGACACCAAUGAUACCCCUCUGUUGGUGGGUUUGGCCUCCAGCGGCGUUGCAAUAUUCUGCAAUAGGAUUUGCUCCAGUUUCUUCCCCUGGGCAAACAUCAUCAAGAUUUCAUUCAAGAGAAAACGCUUUCUUAUACAUCUGAAACGUAAACAUGGCGAGACCCAGGACUGUGAGGUGUCUCUGGUUCUGCCGUGUCCCAAAACCUGUAAGAACCUGUGGAGGUCCAGUGUGGAUCAUCACUCCUUCUUCUGCUCCAACCGGACUGUUAAGAGCCCCAAACAUAACAACACAACAGUUCAGUCCUACAGAAAGUUGAUAACCCAACACCUGGGACUUGGCAACAGUAAAUUUGAGAGUGGUCCAAUGUGCCAGCGUGUUGUGGGGGGGAUGGUGUGGAACCCGGUCCUGCGGAGGUCAAUUUCAUCUGACAACCUCGAAACCAAGAGCCUGCCCUCCAGAUCGCCUCCGAACACCCCAAACUGGCGAAGUUCUCGAGUUCGCCACGGCCUCCGUAAACCUCGCCCGUCUUCGGCUGAACUGACCAAUGACUUGAAAGACAUGUCGGAGGGGGAGGACGUCUUCUACACAUACCGGGCGUCGGUCAGCAGCAGCAAGGACAGUGAGGGAGACACUUCACCGCAUCACCAGGGGACGGACGGGGCUUUGUUACAAACUGACGACAGUAUAGGAGAGGAGGAGGGUGACCACAUCUCACACCACUACAAUAAGGGUGCUCUCGGCGACGGGGACUUGAUGCUCAUAUGUAUUGCCCCCGAUCAUGACGGCAAGUUUGGCUUCAAUGUUAAAGGUGGAGUGGACCAGAAGAUGCCUCUAGCCAUCUCGCACGUUAAACCCGACUCUCCGGCAGGUCGAUGUGAACCCAAACUCCUGGAGGGAGACCUGGUGGUCCUCAUCAACGGCCGAGACAUCUCUGAACACACACACAACCAGGUUGUCAUGUUCAUACGCGCCAGCAGAGAGUCGCACUCCAGAGAGCUGGCCUUACUCAUCAGGCGUAAAGGUCCUGGCCGGGUGGCGCCCCUGCUGCAGUUACCUCCCGCCCUCACGCUCACCGGCCAAUCACAGGGAGACAAGCUGUCAGCGGGCCAGUCGGAGAGGGUCACGACAGUGGAGGAGUCGAUGAGACAGCUGGAGAGAGGAAUACAGUCCGGCACGCUCUGUUUUCAUUUUGAGAAUUUAUACAGGAGGAAGCCUGGUCUAUCUCUAAACUGUGCCCGGCUCCGUGAGAACACAGAAAAGAAUCGAUAUAAGGAUGUUUUACCUUACGAUGCCACCAGAGUGGUGCUGCAGGGCCCGGAGGACUACGUCAACGCCAGCCACAUCAAGAUGGUGCCCCCAGCGUCUGGUGUGUGUUUACGUUAUGUCGCCGCUCAGGGUCCAUUGCCACAGACCAUCACUCACUUUUGGCAGACUGUUUGGGAGCAACAGAUACACACCAUCAUCAUGCUAACAACUCUGACAGAGAGGGGACGGACCAAGUGCCACCAGUACUGGCCGCAUCCACCAGAAGUGAAGGAUUAUGGGCACAUGCGGGUGAAGUGUCACUCUGAGGAGUGUAACCUGGCAUAUGUGACGCGGCAGUUCACUCUGACACACACACAGCGGGGGGAGGAACGGACUGUCACACACCUGCAGUAUGUCGCGUGGCCCGACCACGGCGUACCCGACGACCCUUCAGACUUCCUUUUGUUCAUCACCUCUGUCAGGGAGAGGAGGAGAGGUGAAGAGCCACUAAUGGUACACUGCAGUGCUGGGAUUGGACGGACGGGUGUUCUGAUCACCAUGGAAACGGCUCUAACUUUGUUGGAUGGGGGUCGGCCGGUGUUCCCGCUGGACAUUGUGAAAACAUUAAGAGAUCAGCGAGCCAUGAUGAUUCAGACCACGUGUCAGUUCCAGUUUGUGUGUAAGGCCAUUCUGCGAGUCUACAAAGGGGAAUAAGAGGGAUCUGCAGCACCGUAGCCCAAAUCAGCAACAGGAGCAGAACAGACGCACUCCGCCUCUUCUCAUUGCAGGCGACUGCCACAAAGGGACUAGAACAGAUUAACCUCUGCCACUGCGGGACUGGUACACAGACUGGAUAAUGAGAGUAUAACCAGCUUCAGAGCACAGCUGUCUGCGAUCGGUGUAGCCUAGAUUCAAUGCAAGAGCAUGAGUCCAACGCCUAGUCGGCCUUAGUGUUUCCUGAUGCAUUUCGCUAGUAGAGGCUGCGGUCUCCAUAGAGACUGAUGUAAAACUGAUUUGAGCUGCGAAUUUCUGUCAAAGGGGCCUCGAAAGGAGUGUUGCUUCUACUUAUUUAGCCACGCGGGCCUCAGACUGACGCCUGCCAAUCGUCCGGCCGAACGGGGUGGCAGAGACAGAUGAAAAAACUACAGAUUACAAAGAUCCUUGUGUUUUUUUUUUGUGCAUUUCCAAAGACGAAGAGCGUGGCAGGCGUUGAAAUCACUACAGCGGAUACUGUAAGGUCGCGAUGAUGCUGCGUCACGCGCUGUUGGCUCGCAGAGCGCCGAAAGCGACUGUUCAACACUUAAAUUAUUAAGACACUAAAUAAACACACAGAUUUAUACUCA